This is a messenger RNA of Delphinapterus leucas (beluga whale), 5397 nucleotides long. RefSeq names its product DOT1 like histone lysine methyltransferase (gene DOT1L). The record is from RefSeq and is a predicted model, not a curated record. Gene Ontology annotation, molecular function: histone H3K79 methyltransferase activity. Gene Ontology annotation, cellular component: nucleus. Lineage: Eukaryota; Metazoa; Chordata; Mammalia; Artiodactyla; Monodontidae. Gene Ontology annotation, biological process: DNA damage checkpoint signaling; heterochromatin formation; regulation of transcription regulatory region DNA binding.
CGCCCCGCCCCUCCCCCAACCGCCCGACUAGCAUGGUGCGGCGGCCGCGCGCGCAGACAUGGGGGAGAAGCUGGAGCUGAGGCUCAAGUCGCCCGUGGGGGCUGAGCCCGCCGUCUACCCGUGGCCGCUGCCGGUCUACGACAAACACCACGAUGCUGCUCAUGAAAUCAUCGAGACCAUCCGGUGGGUCUGUGAAGAAAUCCCAGAUCUCAAGCUCGCUAUGGAGAAUUAUGUUUUAAUCGACUACGACACCAAAAGCUUCGAAAGCAUGCAGAGGCUCUGUGACAAGUACAACCGGGCCAUCGACAGCAUCCACCAGCUGUGGAAGGGCACCACGCAGCCCAUGAAGCUGAACACGCGGCCGUCCACGGGGCUCCUGCGCCACAUCCUGCAGCAGGUCUACAACCACUCGGUGACCGACCCCGAGAAACUCAACAACUAUGAGCCCUUCUCCCCGGAGGUGUACGGGGAGACUUCCUUCGACCUGGUCGCUCAGAUGAUUGACGAGAUCAAGAUGACCGAAGACGACCUGUUUGUGGACCUGGGUAGCGGAGUGGGCCAGGUUGUGCUGCAGGUCGCUGCGGCUACCAACUGCAAACAUCACUAUGGUGUCGAGAAAGCUGACAUCCCGGCCAAGUACGCGGAGACCAUGGACCGAGAGUUCAGGAAGUGGAUGAAAUGGUAUGGAAAAAAGCAUGCAGAAUACACACUGGAGAGAGGAGAUUUCCUCUCAGAGGAGUGGAGAGAGCGGAUCGCCAACACGAGUGUUAUAUUUGUGAAUAACUUUGCCUUUGGUCCUGAGGUGGAUCACCAGCUGAAGGAGCGGUUCGCAAACAUGAAGGAAGGUGGCAGAAUUGUGUCCUCGAAGCCCUUUGCACCUCUGAACUUCAGAAUAAACAGUAGAAACUUGAGUGACAUCGGCACCAUCAUGCGCGUCGUGGAGCUGUCGCCUCUAAAAGGCUCGGUGUCGUGGACGGGGAAGCCGGUGUCUUACUACCUGCACACCAUCGACCGCACCAUACUUGAAAACUAUUUUUCUAGUCUGAAAAAUCCAAAACUCAGGGAGGAACAAGAGGCAGCUCGGCGCCGGCAGCAGCGGGAGAACAAGAGCAACACGACCACCCCCACCAAGGUGCCCGAGAGCAAGACGGCCAUGCCCGCCGACACCCCCAUGGACUCUGGUGCUGAGGAAGAGAAAGCCGGGGUGACCACUGUCAAGAAGCCAUCUCCCUCCAAGGCCCGGAAGAAGAAGCUGAACAAGAAGGGCCGGAAGAUGGCCGGCCGGAAGCGCGGACGUCCCAAGAAGAUGAGCACCACCAACCCCGAGCGCAAGCCCAAGAAGACCCAGAGCGCACUGGACCUGCUGCAUGCCCAGACCGUGUCGCGGGCGGCGUCACCCUCGCCGCAGGGCGCCCCCUACCAGCUACCUCCCAGCACGCAGCGACGCCCCCCUGAGCAGCUGCUGCUGGCGCCCGCCCCGCCUGCCCUACACCGGCUGCUAGAAUCCUUCAAGAUUCAGUACCUGCAGUUCCUGGCGUACACGAAGACCCCUCAGUACAAGGCCAACCUGCAGCUGCUGCUGGACCAGGAGACGGAGAAGAACGCCCGGUUGCUGGGCGCCGUGCAGCAGCUGUUCGGCCACUGCCAAGCUCAGAAGGAGGAGAUCAAGAGGCUUUUCCAGCAGAAACUGGACGAGCUGGGAGUGAAGGCGCUGACCUACAACGACCUGAUCCAAGCGCAGAAGGAGAUCUCGGCUCACAACCAGCAGCUGAGGGAGCAGACGGAGCAGCUGGAGAAGGGCAACCGGGAGCUGAGGAGCCAGAGCCUGCGGCUGCUCAAGGCACGGUGCGAGGAGCUGAAGCUGGACUGGUCCACGCUGUCCCUUGAGGGCCUGCUGAAGGAGAAGCAGGCCCUGAAGAGCCAGAUCUCGGAGAAGCAGAGGCACUGCCUGGAGCUGCAGAUCAGCAUUGUGGAGCUGGAGAAGAGCCAGAGGCAGCAGGAGCUCCUGCAGCUCAAGUCCUGCGUGCCGCCCGACGACGCCCUGUCCCUGCACCUGCGCGGGAAGGGUGGCCUGGGCCGAGAGCCGGAGGCCGAGCCCGGCCGGCCACAUCUGGAGCUGGACUGCGCCAGGUUCUCCCUGCCCCACUUGAGCAACAUGAGCCCGGAGCUGUCCAUGAAUGGCCACGCGGCCGGCUAUGAGCUCUGCGGUGCGCUGAGCCGGCCCUCGCCCAAGCAGAACACCCCCCAGUACCUGGCCUCCCCCCUGGACCAGGAGGUCGUGCCCUGCACCCCGAACCACAGUGGCCGGCCGAGGCUCGAGAAGUUGUCCGGCCUGGCCCUGCCCGACUACACCAGGCUCUCCCCGGCCAAGCUGGUGCUGCGGCGCCACCUGAGCCAGGACCACACAGCCAACAGCAGGGCGACCGCCAGCGAGCUGCACUCACGAGCUGAGCAUGCCAAGGAGAACGGCCUCCCGUACCAGAGCCCUGGCAUCGCCAACGGCAUCAAACUGAGCCCACAGGACCCUCGGCCCUCGUCCCCUGCGGCCUUGCAGAUGACGGGAGAGAAGGGCAGUGAGAAGCGGGAGCAGGCUGGCCCGGUGGUGUGUCUGCAGGGUUUGAAGGAGCGCACCUACGCCAGCAGUGGGGAGGCCAUCACCAGCCUGCCCGUCAGCAUCCCGCUCAGCACCGUGCAGCCUAGCAAGCUGCCAGUCAGCAUCCCUCUGGCCAGCGUGGUGCUGCCCAGCCGCGCCGAGAAGGUGAGAAGCACCCCCAGCCCCGUGCCGCAGGCCCGAGAGUCCUCGUCCACACUGGAGAAGCAGAUGGGUGCUGGCACCCACGGCUCCGGGUGCAGCACUGCUGGGAGCAGAAGCCUCGCCCUGGCCCCUGCAGGCUUUGCCUACGCCGGCUCAGUGGCCAUCAGUGGGGCCCUGGCAGGCAGCCCGGCACCACUCGUCUCUGGAGCCGAGCCCCCCGCCCUGGACGAGUCCUCCAGCUCUGGAAGCCUCUUUGCCACUGUGGGGUCCCGCAGCUCCACUCCUCAGCACCCCCCCCUGCUGGCGCAGCCCCGCAACUGCGGCUCGGCCUCGCCCGCCCCCCAGCUCUGCGCCAGUCCCCGGCUUGGUGCCCAGGGCCCGCUCCCCGACACCAGCAAAGGAGACCUGCCCUCUGAGGCCGGCUUCUCGGAUCCCGAGAGUGAAGCCAAGAGAAGGAUCGUCUUCACCAUCUCGGCCGGCUCUAGCAGCGCCAAGCAGUCACCUUCCAGCAAGCACAGCCCUCUGUCCUCGGGCGCCCGCGGUGACGGCGGCCAGAGCCACGGGCAGGACAGCCGCAAGAGGGGCAGGAGGAAGCGGGCAGCGGCGGGGACCCCCGGCUUCAGCUCGGGCGUGUCCCCCAAGCGCCGGGCCCUGCCGUCUGUCGCCGGCCUCUUCACCCAGUCUUCAGGGUCCCCCCUGAACCUCAACUCCAUGGUCAGCAACAUCAACCAGCCCUUGGAAAUCACGGCCAUCUCGUCCCCCGAGAGCUCCCUGAAGAGCUCGCCUGUCCCUUACCAGGACAAUGACCAGCCGCCCGUGCUCAAGAAGGAGAAGCCCCUGAGCCAGACCAACGGGGCCCACUAUUCCCCACUGACCUCGGAUGAGGAGCAGGGCUCUGAGGACGAGCCCAGCAGUGCCAGAAUUGAGAGAAAAAUUGCAACCAUCUCCUUAGAAAGCAAAUCUCCUCCGAAAACCUUGGAAAAUGGGGGCGGCCUGGCGGGAAGGAAGGUGCCGGCCAGCGAGCCGGUCAACAGCAGCAAGUGGAAGUCCACCUUCUCGCCCAUCUCCGACCUCGGCCUGGCCAAGGCAGCCGACAGCCCGCUGCAGGCCGCCUCCGCUCUGAGCCACAACUCCCUGUUCGCUUUCCGGCCCGGCCUGGAGGAACCUGGCGCGGCUGAUGCCAAGCUGGCUGCCCACCCCAGGAAGAGCUUCCCAGGCGCGCUGCCGGGGGCGGGCGGGCUGAGCCCCAGCAGCCAUCCCGCCAGCAGCUUCGCCCUGGGCGGGGGCCUGGCGGCCGACCUCAGUUUACACAGCUUCAGCGAUGGUGCUUCUCUCUCCCACAAGGCCCCCGAGGCGGCCGGCCUGGGCACCCCCCUGAGCUUUCCCGGCCCGCGGGGCAAGGAGGGCGGCGCCGCAGACCCCGGCCCCUUCGUGAACAAGAGGCAGCUGGACGGACUGGCCCCGAAGGGCGAGGGGGGCCCACCUGUGUGCGGGCCCGCGGACAAGGCCUCAGCGACGCACGGCAAGGCGGGCAAGGGCCGUGACCGCGAGCCCGAUGUCAAGAACGGCCACAACCUCUUCAUGGCCGCUGCUGCUGCUGCCGCCGCCGCCGCUGCCGCCCCCCCCGGGGGCCUCCUCAGCGGCCCGGGCCUUGCCCCGGCGGCAUCCUCGGCAGGGGGCACGGCCCCGUCCGCCCAGACCCACCGCCCCUUCCUGGGCGCCUUCGUCCCCGGCCCGCAGUUCGCACUGGGCCCCAUGUCCCUGCAGGCCAACCUGGGCCCGUCCGUGCUGCAGUCCCUGUUCAGCUCCGUGCCCGCCGCCGGCCUGGUGCACGUCUCAACCGCUGCCACCAGACUGACCAACUCGCACGCCAUGGGCAGCUUCUCCUCCGGGGUGGCCGGCGGUGCAGUCGGAGGUGCCUUUAACCACGCGGUGCCUCCCGCCUCCGCUCAUCCGUUUGGAGCCCGUUUCGGCAGUGGGGCUGCAUGUCGCAGCGCCACGCUGAGCCUAACCCCGCUGCAGGCGGUGGCCAGCACCCCGGCCUCUUCCUUUCAGGCCCCGCCCCCUGCGGAGCCGAGGCCGCCCCCGCCCCCUCCGCACCUGGGCCGGCCCCCUCCGGGGCCGCCCGCCCUCCACGCCCCGCCCCCUCCUAACGCCGCCUUGCCUCCUCCCCCCGCGCUGCUCCCGGCUAACUCUGAGCCCGUGCUCCUGCAGAACCUCGCGUCCCUCCCAGCUAACCAAGCUUUCUUACCUGCCUCCUCUGCUGCCUCUGUGCCGCCUGCUAACGCCUCUCUGUCCAUCAAGCUCGCCUCACUUCCGCACAAGGUGUCCCGCCCCUCCUUCACGGUGCACCACCCGCCCCUGCCCGGGCUGGCCCUGGCCCAGGCCGCGCCCGUGAUCCCGCAGGCCAGCUCCACGGGGCCGCCCGCCGUGUGGGUUUCCCUUGGCAUGCCACCUCCGUAUGCCGCGCGCCUUGCGGGGGUUAAGCCGCGAUAAAGACCUUGCUUAGCUAGCAGUUCGUAUUCUGUAAGGUAACUAGGAUUUCUACCUCAACCGCGAGACUAUGCAAGGAUGGGGCGGGCUGCCGGCGCGGGGCCCCCCGCAGGACGGCGAGGACGGAUGGAGGCCAGAGGACAGGCUCU